UUAAUCUUAAAUUUUGAUUGUGUUAGUAUUGUCUCACACGUACACGGGUAUUUAAACUUGCUUUUUUCCCUGUACGCUGCUUCGAUUUUCGGCUGUCACCACAUCAAAGGCAAGCCGAACUCGCUCGAGAAACUGUGGUUUCUCGACGACACGCAAAAAUUGGUCCGAUUCAUCGUACAUGAUACAUAUAGCUAUCGUAGCAUCCGUGUGUCAUUUAGGUGUAUGCAAAGAGUGACGUAGAAUAGCACGCCGUUAGUUGGAUGCAAUAACUGAGGUAGCGCUGAAAUCAGUUUCUGUUCGGUCUAAUUUUCGAUGAAACGUUGACUGUUUUACCGACGCGGAAUUCGAAGUUCGGUCUUGACGCUCGCAUCACCUUAAAAGGGCUUUGAGUAAUAAGGUAAGCAAAAAAUUUACCCUUAUUUUUGAGGGAACAAGUUUUUCGGCUUUAUUGAGGACGCCCAAAGAUCAGGUGAAGAGGUGGAGGGGGAACCAAACUCCCGCCAAAAUGGCGGGGGAAAAGAAAAUAAAUACAAAUUAAAGCGAAAAAACUUUCUGGCAAAAGAGGAUGCCAAACAAGAAGCAAUGAAUUAUGAGAAUGCCAAGAUAAAAAAAUCGGUAGAAGAAACAAAACUAAGAACAUGGAAUUUGGAUACUGUUGAGAAUUUGGAAGAGGAUGAGGAAACCAUUAAAAAACUAAAUAAAGACAACCAUUCUAAGAUGGAAAAUAACGGAGAAGCUAGGGAUUUUGUCUGCGAACAGGAAAACUUACUAACAAUAAGUGUAACGUCCCAGCGGUAACAUAGUUUAAAAAUAAAUCGUAAUAUUAAAUUAAAUAAUGUCUAGUCGAUAAUUAUUGUAUUUUAGUAAACCUUUAUAGAAUUAGAUGGCGUGCGCGCUCGCGUUAAGAGUAGGGUAGCUUGUGUGAGAGAGAUAGCGAUACUCGCGGGAGUCACGUAUGUACAUAGAGUCCAAAGUCCGCGAGAUUCCUGAAGGAAUUUUAUAUAGAACAAAAGCGCUUUGUCAGCAGAAUUUGACUAUAAAUAGAGGCGUGCCAUGCGGAGAAAAACAGUCUGGUUUCAACCAUGCUCAGAUCGACUUCGACUUCGGUCGAGUGCAGGUAUCAACCAAUAGAGGAAAAGCUAAGGUUGCUCAGCGCUGAACUGCCUAGGCAAGGAUGUAGCGUCAGAGUAACCCGCGCUAAAUAAAAUCUUUAUUUUCAGUACAAUUUACUGUCUUUGAUAAUUUCUGAUACCUAGAGUAAUUGGUUAUUAUCCAGAGCGUUAGCUAUACCUAUAGUCUAAGCUGUGUAUUAAUAUAUACUAAUCAAGCAUUUUCUACUAUAUUUUCAUCUAGGGCGGAUUCCAUUGUUAACUAAUAAUAUAUUUUCUUUUGUAUUUUUCAUUUAGCCCGGAGUCAUUGUAAUAUUAAUCAUCUUGUUUUCUUUUACAUUUCUCCUUAGGGCUGAAUCAUUGUAAACGAAACUAAGUAAUUAAUAUCUUCUUAAUUAACCAAACUUUUCAAUCGUUAAUAAAUUAAUUAUAUAAAGGGUAUUAACGUUGGAUUUCACUCCUUAACCGCACAUCACACGAGCCUAUAAUCCCUAUUACAAUAUACGAGUCGUCUUCUGAGGGAACCGCUCUCCCUUUUCGUCGGUGCAGUGACGCACCUAGUCUGGGACGUUACAUAAGGAUCAACAUAGAGGGCUCCAUGGAAAACUCUAAAAUAGUAGCCUCCAAGGAGGAAAAGAGAUACAAGCUGAUGGAAGAGGGGGAAAAGUGUCGCCACUCGGAACAAGGAAACUUAGCCAUUUUGAAAAAGCUAAGAUAAGCAGUGAGUCAAACGUGAAUGAUAAAAGCGAGUGUUACAGAGCAGACUAUAGAAUAACGAAUGAAGAAUUGAAUAAACAAAAGGAACUCUUUGAUACACGCAGAAAACCAAGGCAACCCAGAAGAGGAAAAGCCGAAGCAAAUAAAUAAGGAAGAAAAGAAAAGAGAACACAGCCCAAACAGAAAUCCUGAGGUGGGUAAAAAAAUAACACUUUAUGAUAAGGGGUUAAUUAGCAAUGAGUAUACCAUAACGAUAGUAGCCAAUAAGGAAAAUACAAUAACAAUAGAACAGCAGUAAACCAGAUGCCGCUCAAGAAUGCAAAGAGAGAGAAAGGCUACACAGCCUACAUGCCAUCAAGAAAAUUAGUAAGGAUGGGUGUGAUACACGAGUGGGAAGACACGAUAAAAGAGCUGGAAGAGCAAUCAAUGGAAGGACAGAGGAACUACACAAUGAAGCGUUUAAUGAAAAGCAGAUUCAUCGACGGAAAGCCGCAAUGGACGGAAGAAAAGGCAAUUCUGAUAAUUUCGAAGGCGACUCCCUGCCAACUCGCAUGCUAAUAGGUAUGGCCAUGUGUGGCUGAGGGUCGAAUCUUUCAUUGAAUACAUUAAACAGUGCUAUAAGUGCUAUAGAUUUGGAUACGCUCAAAAUAUAUGCAAAAAUCAAUACAAGAAGUGCAGAAACUGUAAAGAAAAAGAUCAUGGAGAAUGUGAAAAUGAAACAAGGUGUAUUAACUGCGGUAGGGAACACCACGCCAUGGCAAAAGAGUGCACGAUAUACCAAAGAGAGGCUCAGAUAAAGAAAAUGAUGGCAUAUAAAAAUAUGAACUAUAACACUGCGAGACGCCAAUGGAACAGAGAAAACAGAAACGACCAACCCUUAACAUAUUUAGAAAACGGUGAACAAAAGUGGGAAAAAGAUUUCCCAAGACUAAAAGCUAAACCCAACAAAGAUAGAUGAGAAAGUAUGAACAUACCCCACAACAACAACCAAAAUGAGCGAUCAAAUCCCUGGAUAGUUAAAAAAGGAGGCUACAGACCACACCAAGAAACAGAAUAUGAUCAAAAUCCAACAGGAUACUGUAAAGGCAAACCACUUCCUACAGAGAGAAACACAAAUAGAUUUCCAAUCCUAAGAAUGGACCCGCACAACAAUGAAAUAGUAGGUAACAGGAUUUAUGAGUUUGGCACACUAUACGAGGAAGAGAAAGAUAUCAAAAAUCAAAGCUACCUUGAAAGAUACAAUAACAGAAGACUGAUUGAUCAAUUGAGAAAGAGAAAUGCGGACGAGCUACUGGACGAGUUGAUCAAGUUAAUACAGGAGAAAAACCUGGAAGAAAAAAUGGAAACUUUCAUAGUGAAAAGAAAGUACAGAAGAGUUUUCAAGCCACCUCCGGAGGAUGAGGACUGGAUGGCCAGGUACAGGGAAAACUUCGACUUCCACAUAACAGACAAAAUGAGGGCUACUAUCCAAAGAAGGGACAGAUUGGAGAGAUAGAGAAGGAAAAAA
Messenger RNA from Osmia lignaria (orchard mason bee), 3333 nucleotides. RefSeq lists its product as uncharacterized. Lineage: Eukaryota; Metazoa; Arthropoda; Insecta; Hymenoptera; Megachilidae. The record is from RefSeq and is a predicted model, not a curated record.